Molecule: messenger RNA, 1941 nt
Organism: Suillus subalutaceus
Lineage: Eukaryota; Fungi; Basidiomycota; Agaricomycetes; Boletales; Suillaceae
Exons: 8
Coding region: 1-1941 (646 amino acids)
Source: RefSeq, a predicted model, not a curated record
AUGCAUGGACAGGGACGAACUACGAAAAAAAGUGAGCGAGGAGGAACUGAGAGUGGCACAAAAGAGAAGUCGGGAGAAUGGGUGUUGAUCGAUGAAACGAACAAAACCGAGUUACUAGCCUCUGGGGGGCUGGAUGCACCGCUGGCAUCUACAAGUGAAGCUACCGAGAGCAUGCUGCCAUUCGCUGAUGCAGACCUUUUGACGGAUGAAGGAUCGAAGUCAGACGACGGGGAGGACAGGGACUUGGACUGCCUGUCUUCCUCAGCUCCUGAUCUUGCUCAUACACGCAACUUAUCACGCACCUGGAGUGCGGCAAAUUCAUCACGCCCAGUACCUGGUGAAGAAAUCCCGCGCAAACCAGAUCUUACCCUACUAGACGAUGUUGAAGCUAGGUGGGAUACGAUCAAAGCGGUAUGCGAGUUGACAUCCAGCGCAUACAAACCUUCGAGCACCCUUGUGAAGACUCUCGAUACCAAAGCAUACCUUCUUCUAAAGCACCAACCCUGGAGACGGUUUGCGCUGCUGAUAUCCUUGUGCAAUGGGUAUCGCGAUCUUCGUGUCCACCUGUACGACCAUUCCGGAGGUGUCCAUAUUCGCGCAUACACUUCCGCAGACUCUCAAAACACAUUCUACUUGCCUCCUGCAGAACGAAGGUUCAUCCCAGGACGUCGCACCAACUCACUCCCCGGGCCAGAUCGAGAGCACAUCCCCCCCCAGUUCGAGAGUACAUCUUCACUUGCUAGUACCACUCCUCAGAUUGACUUGGAGACAGAACCUACCGAGGAUAACGCCGAUGAAGAUGACGGUAGCUUCCCAGUGGAACUCCCAAUAGAGAUCCCUCAGGAUCCUCUUCUCGAACCUCUGCCAGAGCCAAUCGGGAAGAUACGGGUCAACGACCAUUUUUAUGACAUUUUGGAUAUUAUUUUUUCGAGGCAGGGUCUUGUGGGCCGCGGUACUGUUUGCUAUCAUGUGAGGAAGAAUGAUGAGGAGUUUAUAAUCAAGGACUACUGGGCCAUUGGAGGAAAUAAAGAAGCCUUGAAUGAAAUCAAGAUGAUGGAGAAGAUGAAAGGCGUCCGUGGUGUCCCCCAGCUGGUUGAAUAUUGGCUCGUUGAGGUCACCCCUGGCAAGGUGGAUCAAACAGUGGAAUAUCGCUACAGGGUACAUUCCGUACUCACAUUCGCAGUGGUCUUGAAACCCCGGGGACGACCUUUACACAAAUUCCGCACAAAGUACGAGUUGCUGGCCUCGGUACGGGAUAUCGUGCAAAUUCAGAAGGAAGCAGUUGAACAACGCAAUGUUCUUCACCGCGAUUGUAGUCUCUUCAAUGCCAUGAUCGAGGACGAUGAUUGGGAGUUUGCCGUGAAGAUCUUGAAGAAUCAGAGUUACACUGUUGGGGGCACCAUCACACUUCUCCUGCAGCUCCACCUCAAGACUCCAACUGAUGUGCUCGAGCUUAAGGGGGCCUCAAGUUCGAGACCAUACCCACCCCCCCUAAUCAAGCACUGCUACCAAGACGACCUCGAGUCCAUGUUCUAUGUCUUCAUAUGGAUUCUCAUCGAGUUCAGGGGUCCCCUUGGCAUGAAGCGUAUUCUCGACAAGAGCCACAAUUGGAUACCGCACGAGUGGUCUGCCUCGAAGUUCAAGACAUGCUGCGAUAGUAAAACAUCAUUUUUUUGGCACGAUGAGCACUACGUCAAGGAGCUUACUGAACAAAUCCAUCCAUACUUCAAAAGCCUCAUUCCUGUUGUGUUGGAUUGGUGGUUGCUCAGGGCACUCAAGGAACAGGAUGAGAAAGAUGAGAAGGAGGGCCCAAGUGUUGAGGAAAAGAUGUCACAGUCGGUUGCUGGGACUCUGCCGGGCAACAAGAACAAGCGAGUCAUAGAUUAUCGAUGGACGAUGGAAGCUAUGCCCAAGCCGAAGAGGUCCAAGACUCGGAGAUAG